AUGAUCAACCACACUGUUGCGUUUGAAGAACUGGACACAAACAUUUCUGAGUCGUUACCGCUUCUCUCUCUCAACCACAGCAGUUUCCCUGCACUUCGGCUGGAGUCCAAGUCUCUGGUCAUUUCAGCCACAAUGUUCGCCGUGGGUGUCCUGGGAAACCUCAUCGCCAUAGUCGUGCUCUGCGUCUCGAAAAAAGAACAGAAAGAAACCACUUUCUACACUCUGGUCUGCGGUAUGGCCAUCACGGAUCUGUUGGGGACGUGUUUCACUAGCCCGGUGGUUAUCGCCACAUAUGUGUCCAGCCGGUGGCCGGGAGGAGCACUGCUCUGCCACUUCUUUUCCUUUUCCAUGCUUUUCUUCGGCUCCGCUGGCAUGUCCAUAUUGUGUGCAAUGGCUGUGGAGAGAUACUUGGCCAUAAAUCAAGCGUAUUUCUAUUCCCAGCACAUAGACCGAACAAUGGCGCGAUUUGCGCUUCUGGUUACCUACCUGGCAAACAUUGUACUGGGUAUUAUGCCCAGUUUUGGCUUCGGGCAGCACGUUAGACACUUCCCUGGAACUUGGUGCUUUCUCGACUGGAGGGCAAUGGAUCCAGUGGGAGCUUGCUACUCCUUUCUGUACGGCGGCGUGAUGCUGGCGUUGAUCGCUGUAACGGUACUGUGUAACUUGGCGGUGUGCAGGACGUUGGUGGGGAUGAACCAGAGGACAGGAAUAGUCAGGACUGAGCUGUGUGAGCAGGGGGGCUCGCGUCGACGCUUCCCUCGGCUGUCUUCGGUCACUUCUGCGGCAGAGAUCCAAAUGUUCUGGCUGAUGAUCUUUAUGACCAUCGUGUUCCUGGUCUGCUCCAUCCCAUUAGUGGUGCGAAUAUUUGUUAACCAACUGUAUGGCCCAGCCUACAUCUCUGCUGGAGGGAAGCCCGACUACCGGAGCGACAUGUUGGCAAUCCGCUUUGCCUCAUUCAACCCCAUAUUAGACCCCUGGGUGUACAUAUUGUGUCGGAAAAACCUGUUACUAAAGGGCUGCGAGAAACUAAAGAGAACAAUUAACCGGGUUAAGGACGGAAGUGGGGACAACACUGGCUGGGCAGAGGGUCAAAACUCUCCACCGUCUUUAAACAGUAACAAUACCAGUUACGCUUCAAUACCCACAACCAGUCACAGAAACGACGUGGACCACCAAGGGUCCAUCAAGAAUAAAUCCUUUACAGAUUUCGCCUUGAGACAAGCGUGGGAGUACGACACAGCCCGGGUCAACUUCCAUCCGUUCAGCAUCGAAUCGACUGCCAUCCUCGGCUGUGAGGAGGAGGAGGUAGGUGGUAACUCCAAACCGACUGAGACGGCGAAGGCUUCUCCAGGGCGCAGCACAACGCCGCUGCUUCCUGCGCACGUAAGAAGAAUGGAUAUCGUUACCUGCACGUUCAGCACACCGAGCUCCUGUCAGUCGGCGAAAUGUCUCUGA
This is a messenger RNA of Archocentrus centrarchus (flier cichlid), 1455 nucleotides long. It is a transcript of the gene ptger4c, whose product is annotated as prostaglandin E receptor 4 (subtype EP4) c. Gene Ontology annotation, molecular function: prostaglandin E receptor activity. Gene Ontology annotation, biological process: cellular response to prostaglandin E stimulus; negative regulation of inflammatory response; inflammatory response. Bases 1 to 1455 code for a protein of 484 amino acids. Lineage: Eukaryota; Metazoa; Chordata; Actinopteri; Cichliformes; Cichlidae. Gene Ontology annotation, cellular component: plasma membrane. The record is from RefSeq and is a predicted model, not a curated record. The transcript is spliced from 2 exons.